Molecule: messenger RNA, 519 nt
Organism: Fibroporia radiculosa
Lineage: Eukaryota; Fungi; Basidiomycota; Agaricomycetes; Polyporales; Fibroporiaceae
Exons: 2
Coding region: 1-519 (172 amino acids)
Source: RefSeq, a predicted model, not a curated record
AUGUCGAAACGCAGACGGCAUUUCUCACCGCCUCCUGCCGUUAAUGUUUGGGCAGGCAGCGCGCAUUCGAGCGACGACGAGUCUAUUGAUCGUGACGAAGAGAUGGUCCGCGCGCGACAUAUGAAACCGGAGAGACGAUGGCAGAAGGACGCUGGACAGUACAAGGAUGCAAAUGCAUUCUUACACGACCUGCACGUAGAGCAGAGACAUCGGAUUCUCCUCUCGUCCUCUACACCAUAUGCAUCACAGUCACAGGUCUUUCAGUCUCAGAGACAUCCGUAUCCCUCCAAAACGAUUCGUGACCAUACACCUAUAUCCUUCUCUUCUACCCAGCAUUCGAGACACAUGAAUUUCCCCCGAGCUUCCGCCUCAUUUGUCCCGGAGGCGCCAGGGGCCGAGACGGAGGCAGAGACACGGGACGUCAUGCAACGGUAUGAAGACACAAAUCGAGCACUUGGCUCUAUCGUCCUCAGCCGAAGGCUAACAAUAUGCGCAGCUGCAGAGCCGCGCGAAGAAUGA